Messenger RNA from Durio zibethinus, 1190 nucleotides. Its product is annotated as tetraspanin-19-like. The record is from RefSeq and is a predicted model, not a curated record. NCBI's taxonomy places the organism in Eukaryota, Viridiplantae, Streptophyta, Magnoliopsida, Malvales, Malvaceae. Gene Ontology annotation, cellular component: membrane.
CGGUUUACUUUCUUCAUCCAUAGAAUGGAAACAACAACAAUCUACCAAAAGAAAAGGAAAAAAAAUAGUAAUAACGGUCCUCUUUACUUGAAAAAUUAAUUUUUAUUAUCUAAUAAAAGCAAAAUAAAAUCCUUAUUUUCCAUGUAACCCCCAAACCGGUAGCUAUAAAACCCGUUCCAAGACCAUCGCAAACAAAAGCCGGUACAAAUCAAAAUUUACUUUGUUAGGGUGCUGGUCACACGCCGACGCCUUAGAUUCCUUUGUUAUCCUGGUUUUCUCAAAUUGGGUACAAUUUUUAUUCAACAGAUAAUAAAAAAUGGUGAGACUGGUAAGGACCUGCAUACAAUCAAUAUUGAAGCUGGUGAAUUCAUUUGUUGGAAUGGUUGGUAUGGCCAUGAUUCUGUAUUCAAUUUGGUUAAUUAGGGUUUGGCAAAGAGAAAUGGGGGAGUUGCCUUUUGAAGGCUUUGAUUAUGCAGCUCCAUGGUUUAUCUACACUUUCCUUGGCCUUGGUGUUACGUUGUGUGUGAUCACAUGUUCUGGGCAUGUUGCUGCUGAAACUGCAAAUGGCUGUUGCCUUUAUUUUUAUAUGGCAUUCAUCUUUUUGCUUCUUAUGCUGGAGGCUGCGGUGACCACUGACGUAUUUCUGAAUCGUGACUGGGAGGAGGACUUUCCAGCGGAUCCAAGUGGGAGUUUUAACAAGUUCAAAGAUUUCAUUAGGUCAAACUUUGAAUUUUGCAAGUGGAUAGGCUUGUCUAUCGUGUUUGUACAGGGAUUAUGUAUCCUGCUGGCAAUGCUAGUUAAGGCUCUUGGGCCGCAUCAAUAUUACGAGAGUGACGAUGAUAUUGAUCCUGAGAGAGUUCCGCUACUAAAGAAUGAUGUUCACCCAACUUAUGUCGUUGGCAGCCCUAUUUAUGGAUCCAAAAGUAAUGCCUGAAACAUGAGAGAAUUAAAUAUAUAGUAAAAAUUAUGUUCUUGAACCUGGGAUUAUGCGCUGGUUGCUUGGCGCCAUCGGUCCUACUUUUUUGAGGUACUAAUGUAAAGAAUUGAGGUAUCAAGUUUCGGAAAUCAAACUCAUGUUGGGUUUGGCACGGUGUACCUUGGGAGCUCAAUAUGGUGCUUUGCAUCUAAAUCUCCUCAAUAAAAUAUAUUUGUCUUUAAAAUAAAAUAAUAAAAGUAAUAGGUUAAACACA